UACAACUAAGCCUACGUACGUAAUGUCUAUCUUCACUCCGACUAACCAGAUACGACUAACUAAUGUGGCUAUAGUUCGUAUGAAAAGAGGUGGAAAGCGAUUCGAAAUUGCUUGUUAUAAAAACAAAGUUGUCUCUUGGAGGACCGGAACGGAGAAAGACAUCGACGAGGUUUUACAGACACACACGGUGUUUGUCAAUGUUUCAAAGGGUCAAGUGUCUAAAAGGGAUGAUUUGCUACAUUCAUUUGGAACAGAUGAUCAGACUGAAAUUUGUAAACAGAUUUUAGCUAAGGGGGAACUGCAAGUUUCCGAGAAAGAGCGGCAUAGUCAACUUGAAUCCAUGUUCCGUGAUAUUGCAACAACUGUGGCAGACAUGUGUGUAAACCCAGAGACGAGACGACCUUAUCCGGUUGGUGUGAUUGAGAGAGCAAUGAAAGAUGUGCAUUACUCAGUCAAGCCAAUGAAGAGUGCAAAGCAACAGGCUCUAGAUGUUACACGUCUGUUGAAAGAGACCAUGCAGAUUGAACGAGCACGCAUGAAGUUGUCUCUUGUCGCACCAAACAAGUUUGGAAAGAGAGCCAAAGAUAAACUAACUCCACACAUUGCUGUGAUAGAACGAGAGAGCUGGGAGGGUGGUGGCCUUGAAAUGGUCUGCUUGAUCGAUCCUGGACAGUUCCGAGCAAUUGAUGAAAUAAUACGAACAGAAACCAAGGGUACAGGCACAUUAGAACUGAUCAGUCUAAAGGAUGUUGAAGAAGGAGAUGAACGGUUUGAAUAGAAUAGGUUUGUUUGCACACAGAGGGCCUACGGUUUAGUAACAAAGAACAAUGUAAGAUGUUGAAUACUAUUGUACCUGAAGAA
Molecule: messenger RNA, 861 nt
Organism: Corticium candelabrum
Lineage: Eukaryota; Metazoa; Porifera; Homoscleromorpha; Homosclerophorida; Plakinidae
Product: ribosome maturation protein SBDS-like
Exons: 5
Coding region: 23-778 (251 amino acids)
Biological process (GO): ribosome biogenesis; cytosolic ribosome assembly
Source: RefSeq, a predicted model, not a curated record